CUGGAUAGUCUUGUCGCUGUAGUUUCAGAUCCAGUCUCCCUCCUCCUCCCCUCCGAUCCUCUCACGGACCCUCCUUACUGACUGACUCCUCUCCACCCUUCAGCCGCUUCUCGACUUCAGGUAAGUGCGCGAUCAUCUAAUUAUAUCACACACAAGCGAACUGCUCUUCAACUCUUCUUCUGCUGCCAGGGGCUUUGCUACCCGUCGCGUGGCCAUGCUGCUAUCCUUGCGACUUGUUAUGCAUGCAUGAGCACUGCUGCUGAUCUAAUAAGAUGAUCGACCUCCACUGUACUUCUAUUCAAUACUUUUUCAGUCCUCUUCAGCUCCAUUACUCUUUUUUUCUCUUUACAUUCUGUCCUUGAUAUCUGUUCCCUUUGCCAAUGUGCCAGAAAUCACACGUCGUUGCCUUUUUUUUACUGUCCGACACACGGACACUGGGUUGACUUCGCGCCAUGCCUGCAGACACCACUGCAUCAUCAUCACCCUUCACCUUUCCACACGCUGGACACCUCAUGGUCCUGGAAACUCCGCUGUUGCGCGUGAGUCGCCCAGUGGCUGCUUGCUCACGAUGUAGAGCUGCCAAAGUCAAAUGUGACGGCAAACUGCCCGCCUGCACUGCCUGCGAAAAGUCAAACAAAGCCGCCGAAUGUAGCUCCACCAACGACCAAUUCGCUCGCGGCAAGGAACGAAGCUAUGUCGCCACGCUCGAGACGAGGGUGGAGAAGCUCGAAAGGAGGAUUGCUGAAGCUCGGGCUAGACGAAAGUCUUCCACCACUGGCAUGACCGACUUUGACGAUGCUUUCACCUCUCCAAAACUAUCAACGGAUUUGCCUGGCAGAAACAAGACGACGAGCGCUCGUGCUGCUCGCCGGAAAGAGGCCAGUGACAUUGAUAAUCUGGUCUCGGACUUUGGUCUCUUAGCUGUCAAUGCUACUGCACGCGAUUUCCACGGUUUCACCACUCCCAUGUCUUAUGCACGCCUCAUACUCUCUACUUGUACAAAGGAACCUCUGCCGAAUACCACACCUCAAGAUCUACCACCACGUUAUGCCGCGACUCCCCUGAUCCAGCACUAUCUCAAUAACGUCUUUGUACUAUUACCCGUCUUUGAAGAGGCAAGUUUCUGGUCUUCGGUCGACGCGGUGUACAAUCCAGAAGUACGGAAACCCUUGCCUUUCGACUACUGGACUGUAAGAAUGGUUCUAGCCUUAUCAUCCAUUUCGCUGUCUCAGCAGCGGGGCGAUGCGCAGUAUUUCGAUGCUGUGGGUCAUGUGACUGCUGCUUUGGAGUUCGCUGAAGAUGUGCUUCAUCCUGGCUUCGUCGCUACUAUCCAGGCUUUGGUGCUGCUUGUGGAAUUUGCUAUGAUGGAUCCGCACCACUUUGACAGCUGGCAUCUGAUCGGAGCCGCCUCACGAGCCAUGGUGGAUAUUGGCAUGCAUCAGGAUCCCCUGAAAGCUCUCCACUCCGGCAAGUCAAAACUCGAGCUCCGACGGCGCGUUUACUGGUGUGUCUUUGCUUUGGAUAGGUCAACUUCGCUGGUACAGACCAGAGCGUUCUCUUUCUCGGACGAUUCAGCAACCGUUGCUCAUCCUUUCGCCGCCUCCAUAUCCUCGCCGAGCACGAAAACGCAAAAGACCCAGUUCUGGCUGCAGAAUUUCGACACAGCCGCCCAGUUCUUCAAGAUCCGUCAACUACAGUCGGAAUGGUACACCAAACUCUUCCAGUCGGGUCGAGAACCCUGGCCAGACGCGUAUGGCUACAUAUGGAAGACCUACCGGCAGAUGACCGAUUGGUACAACAACAUCUCAAAGAACACGUUGCCAAACACACAGGCCUUCUUCGAGCUCGAAGUACUGUACAGCUACGUCUACGUGCUCUCCCCGAGCCCUCGCUGCCCGGCAAUCAGCAACUACGCCCAACGCCUCAUCUUCGAGCACUGCAUCGCCUACGCCAUCAACCUCCGCGCAAUCAUGAGAGACAAAUCCUCCCCGACAACCAAGAUCCCCCUCACUUUCUACGACGCCAUGCGCGCCUACAUGACCGGCCGCCAAUUCGUCGACGUCCUCCAGCGCAACCUCGACCAACAGCAGCACCCCCAACACACACACUCAUACCCAGCCUACUCACAGCACCACCUACCCCCAACCCUAUCCCCAGCGCCCUACAGCUGGGCAAACUCAGGCGCUGGAGGCGGCGGAAGUGGUAGUGGUGGAAGCGGAGCAGGAGGAGCAGGAGCAGCAGGAGGAGGAGGUGGUGGAAGUGGAGGAGUCGGAUCCGCGACCAUGCCAGCACCACAAUAUCAAUACCCCAUCCCAUCGCCAAACAGCAACAGCCAUUGGGAUUCGUCUCCGGGCGCGGAACUCAGGCCGCAAUUUCCUGGGCCUAUGGGUUAA
Pseudovirgaria hyperparasitica is the source of this 2393-nucleotide messenger RNA. RefSeq lists its product as uncharacterized. The transcript has 4 exons. Bases 453 to 2393 code for a protein of 646 amino acids. Gene Ontology annotation, molecular function: zinc ion binding; sequence-specific DNA binding; DNA-binding transcription factor activity, RNA polymerase II-specific. Gene Ontology annotation, biological process: positive regulation of transcription by RNA polymerase II; DNA-templated transcription. NCBI's taxonomy places the organism in Eukaryota, Fungi, Ascomycota, Dothideomycetes, Acrospermales, Acrospermaceae. The record is from RefSeq and is a predicted model, not a curated record.